Molecule: messenger RNA, 787 nt
Organism: Xenia sp. Carnegie-2017
Lineage: Eukaryota; Metazoa; Cnidaria; Anthozoa; Malacalcyonacea; Xeniidae
Product: calmodulin-alpha-like
Exons: 6
Coding region: 107-565 (152 amino acids)
Cellular component (GO): myosin II complex; cytoplasm
Molecular function (GO): calcium ion binding; myosin heavy chain binding
Source: RefSeq, a predicted model, not a curated record
AUCAUAACAUUCGCAAAGUUAUUUCGAAUACAUUAGCGAGAAAUUCUUGUCGUUUUCGAAGGAUAUUGUUUAAUAUUGUAUUAAAGAAAUAGUUUCUAUUUCAUUAAUGGCUGAAAGCUUUAGUCAACAUCAAAUCAAUGUUUUCAAAGAUUGCUUUAAUUUGUACGACGAUAACCACGAUGGAAAAAUUGAUAAGGAAGAGUUGACUAAAAUCAUGCGAGCUUUGGGUCAUCCUGUGACGUACAUUGAAAUGUCUGACAUAAUGAAAGAUCACGGGAACGAGUCCAUUACAUUUCCUGAUUUAUUGACGAUUCUUGCGAAUCGUGAAGGAAAACCAAUCGCAGCUGGCCACGAGAUUUUUGAUGCAUUAACUUUGAGGGAUGAAAAUCGCAAUGGGUACAUCAGUCGUUCAGAUCUUGAACAUCUUCUUACUAGAGGUGGAGAGCAAAUGUCUAUACAAGAAGUUGACCAACUUCUUCAAGACUUUGGUUUUGAUAAGAUGUUCACACAGAUUAAUUAUGAGGAGCUGUGUAAAAGAAUCAAUGCCAAUUCUAAAUCAUUCUAGGAAACAGCAAGGCAAAGCCAUAUCCCACUCAACUUGACAUAUUCUUGAACAUUUUUUCGUAGUUUAAUGUAACUUUAAACUUUUAACCAUUCACUUGAUUGUUAUUUUAUGUUGUAAUAUACUUACAUUUUGCCUAAAGUGAUAUUUUAUAUGCAUUUUUUAGAUAAUAAAGUAUAUAGGUGUAUGUCUAACCAAUGAAUAAGAGCAUAAUAUUUGACUGAA